CUGUGACGUAUUAUUGUGUAGAAGCCAUUUUCAUGCUGAUUGUAUGGGAUGAGUUAAAUGAAAUUGCAGGAAGUGUUAAAUAUUAAAAUCAAAUUAUGUUUUUUCGCUAGAGAGGAAUCUCAAUAAUUAGUUUUAACUUUCGGUUGAUCUAACAUUUAAAGAUGGCAGGUCAUAGCACUGGUGGUGGAAGAAAUUACAAUUUUAAAUGUGUCCUACUUGGGGAGGGUUGUGUUGGGAAAACUUCUUUAGUUUUACGUUAUGUCGAAAAUAAAUUUAAUGACAAGCACAUAACGACAUUGCAGGCAUCGUUUCUGAAUAAAAAGUUAAACAUUGGUGGAAAAAGAGUAAAUUUAUCUAUCUGGGAUACAGCAGGACAAGAGAGGUUUCAUGCCUUGGGUCCUAUAUAUUACAGAGAUAGUAAUGGGGCAGUGUUAGUGUACGACAUAACAGAUGAAGAUUCAUUUCAAAAGGUAAAGAAUUGGGUAAAAGAGUUAAGAAGAAUGUUAGGACAAGAUGUAUGUUUAUGUAUAGCUGGUAAUAAAACAGAUUUAGAAAAAGAUAGACAUGUGACUGUAGCAGAAGCAGAAACAUAUGCAGCCUCUGUUGGAGCUAAACAUUUUCACACAUCUGCUAAACUGAGUCGAGGUAUUGAAGAGUUAUUUCUAGAUCUCAGUAAAAGAAUGAUAGAAAAAGCAGAUGAAGAUUCAGCAACAAAGAAUAAUAAAAGUGGCGCUAAUAGCCGGAGAAGUGUUGUAGUAGUGGAUGAUGAACAACCAACACAGAAGAGUGGGGGGUGUUGUUGAUCUAUUUUUAUUAUCUAUUUUGUAUAUUAUUAUAGAUUUAUGAUGUAUAUGUAUUAUACUUAUUGUCUUAGUUUUGUACAGGUUUUUCAUUCGUAAAGAUGUGUACACUUUGAAGAAUUUAUUUGUAAAAUGGGUUAUGCGUUAAAUUGGAUGGACCCAUAGAAAUAUUGGAAAAAAGUAAACAUCUUGUUUUGGAACUAAACUCUUCCCUUUUACUAGGCAUGAGUAAUGGUACAUAACAAUUCUGUGUAAUUUGUGAUAUUUGUGAAUUAGAUUAUAUAUACGUCAAAAUAGCUAUAUAAGUAUUUAUCGAAACAGCAUAGCUGAUUAGCACUCAGUGUUAAAUCUUUUUUAUUGUUUAAGAUUUUUUUUCAUUCUAUAAAAACAUGUAAAUUUUAUCACCAUGAUCAUAAUGCUCAUAAUCUUAAUAUUUUGCUCCAACAUUAUAAGCACUUUUCUGCAUUUUGAAAUGUUGACUGCCGAUACAGUUCACCAUUAACUAUAUAAUUAAACCCAGUUGGAAAGGAGACCUUUUAGUUACAUUUAGCUUGUUUCACAUUUUCUGGAAUUAAAGCAACCUAGCACAGUAAUGUAUAAUGGCUGAUUUUCCAGCAUAAGUUACUGUGGCUUAGUUAAAAACAUUCAAUCUAAAAGCAAAAAAAUAGAUGAAAAUAGUCUCUAUUUGCCAAUUUGAAAUAAGGGGUCUUAGUCAUCGAUUUUUUGGUUGUUUGUUUUUGGUUUAACUUGCUUUUCAUAAUUAUUUUCAUUAGCAUUGUGUUGAAUAAUAUUGCCUCUGAUUGUAGUAUCAAAUUACCUGUACAAGAACUACAGGUAAUAUGUGUACACUAGUCGUUAAUCCAGACCGUUAAGUUAAUUAUACCUGGGGCCUGGUCAACAAAGAGGGUUUUUUUUGCAUGUAAAUAUGUUUUGUUUGCUCUGUGAAAUAGUUCCUUUGUAUAAGCUUUCUUGUACAGGACAGGAACUUUUUCCAAGUACUGGUAACUGAUAAUUGUUUUUUAUUUUAUUACUCCAAAAACUUAGGAAGCUUUAUUUUGUGGUUCAUAGUCUUAAAAACUUUAAAGAAAAUAAUGCAAUUGUUAUCUGCAAAUGUAACCAAAAGAGAUAGAACAUGACUCAAUAAAAUAUCAGACACAAUUUGAAGAUGUUAAUUUAAUAUUGCUAAAGAGGAAAUAAUCUGACUUAAAGGGGCAUUAAUAAGAUUAGAUAAAGAGCUGACAUUUCUCUCUAUAAUACUUAAAACUAGAUAAUGAAAACAGAAUAUCCUGAAAAUUUCAGUCAAAUUCCUUCACUCUGAACUGAGAUAUUGGCAAUUCCAUUAUUAGGCUAGCCUUGAAUGCCAUUACAUACUUUGGUGCGAUAAGUCUCGAUUAUCGAUUUUAUACUGGAAAUUAAAAGUUGUCAUGGUAGUAAGUCAGGUCUUAAAUAACCCCUUCUUAUGGUUAUACUGGAAAUAAAAAUUGUCAUGGUAAUUAUCUAUGACUUGAAUACAGUCUUCUAAUAGUUACACGGAAAUUAAAAGUUGUCAUGGUAAUAGGCUAUGAAUUAAUUAAAAAGCUAUGACUUAAAUAACCUCUUCUAAUAGUUAUGCUGGAAAUUGAAAGUUGUUAUUUAAUGUUUUGAUCUAACAGAGAACUGAACAAAGAUUUUGUGUAAUUAUAUGUUAUAGAUACUAGAAAUAACGGCAUGCAAUAUUCUACCAAUGUAUGUAAAACAUAUAAGUCAUGUAGCUUUUUAUAGAUAUUGCUUCUAUUUUAUCACUUCAAUGUGUAUAUAUAUUUUUAAAGUGAGUAUAUUGAAAUAUUUGUUGAUAUGUUACCAUGGUUAUUUAUUAUCAAGUAUAUCCUAUAAACAACCAAUGAUGUACUACUGUUUGACAUGGAAAAUUGAUUAUAAUGUAAUUAAUGGUUGUUAUAAUCCAGUGUCAAUUCUAUACCACUGUAAAUUAUGUAUAAUAAUUAAAAGAUGUAUGCAAGAUC
Messenger RNA from Patella vulgata (common limpet), 2800 nucleotides. Its product is annotated as ras-related protein Rab-21. The coding region runs from base 162 to 803 and encodes 213 amino acids. Gene Ontology annotation, biological process: Rab protein signal transduction. The transcript has 6 exons. Gene Ontology annotation, molecular function: GTP binding; GTPase activity. NCBI's taxonomy places the organism in Eukaryota, Metazoa, Mollusca, Gastropoda, Patellidae. The record is from RefSeq and is a predicted model, not a curated record.